AUGCAAUUUUCUAUUCCAGGCAGUGCCGUCUCUUUUGGUGAAGCACCCAGUGCUGUUGAAAUGCCCAAAGCUGAAGUUGAGCCUCGGGAUGAUUUUAUUCUGCUGACAUUGCCCUCUCUACUUCCACUUCCAUCCACCAAGGGUGCUCCACAUUCGCGCAUUCUUGUCCUAUUUGCGUCGCAUAACCUUGAAUCACGCGGCUCCAUGCACGACGUCGAUCUCGCGAAGAUUCUGCUGAGCCUGCGCCAGUGUCGCAUGGGCAUCAUUCAGACCGCCCAGCAACUGCGUUAUUCUUACUGCGCCAUAGUGGAGGGCGGCACCAUGCUCUUAUCCACCCCGCCCAACGAUGAUGAGGACGCUGAUACUGAUUCUGAUGACAAUGGCGGCGAGGAGGAAGAGGAGGACGAAUGCACAGACGAUGAGGAAAGCCACUUCCAGAAGGACUUCCUGCGAUCCCUGAAAAACAAGAUGUUCACCCCCAACACGCCCCCACAUCUUUUCGAAAACUCCGAUGUGUCUGCUGGCGAGGCCUCGGACGGUGAGGCAGCGGAUGGUGAAGAGGAGGAUGAUUCAGAAAUUGUAGGUUUCCUUACGUCUGCUCAAUCAGCAGUCUCGGCGCCGACGCCGGAGACAGAAAACAUCGACCGUUCCCCGGUAUGCGAUGACGUUCAGCAGCAGCAGCAGAGCGGUCAAUUGCUAGCAGCCAAGGCGCCUCCAAACCUCCCCGAGGACAUCGCGUUGAACAGGGUGUUGCUCUAUGACCAACUGCCUCGUAUCCAGGCCCUGGACUUACAUUAG
Messenger RNA from Dibothriocephalus latus, 798 nucleotides. The record is from the annotation of a GenBank genome assembly. Lineage: Eukaryota; Metazoa; Platyhelminthes; Cestoda; Diphyllobothriidea; Diphyllobothriidae.